This is a messenger RNA of Mesorhabditis spiculigera, 2934 nucleotides long. The record is from the annotation of a GenBank genome assembly. NCBI's taxonomy places the organism in Eukaryota, Metazoa, Nematoda, Chromadorea, Rhabditida, Rhabditidae.
AUGGUGGACCGUGUUAAUUCUGGAGCUUAUCGAGAACAACGCGUACCCUCAAUACUACAAGAGGACACUGUUGGCGAGCAGACUGAGCACGACCAGCCCGUCAGCCACAUCCGCCAAAUCCAUCACGAGGCCACAAAGUCGCCCUCAAUCCAAUCUACCGAAACCUCGUCCUCCCACGAAAAACCGAAGACCAAGAUCACCUCCAAAGUGCGCUCCGCCAUUCUGUCCACAGCCAAGAAGCUGACCCGGGGUCGUAGCGGGAGCUCUGGGUCUGGGGGGAGUCGCAGGUCCACGCAGGAGAUCCACAUCGUUUCUCAGGCCGAUGCGCAUCCCGGUGAUCCGGACAAUAUCGAAAAUCGGCUCCAAGAGACUUUGGUCCUUGACGUUCCACCUCCAGUAGAACUUCAUCGCAGUAGAGAGCUGGAAGAAACACAUUCAAGCAGUUCGACCGGAUUGAUUUUGCAAACCGAGGUCUCGGCCACCGUCCAUGUUCAUCGACAAAGCGAUCAGAUCCACCUUGAGCACCACCAGGGGGUGGAUCAUCUUCACGGAGUCGAGCUGAGACGUGAGCACGAGCAUUAUGAUCCUUAUAAGGAUUCUGAUGAGAUGUACGAGCAGUAUUCGGCUCCGAAGGGUGUUCUUGGGACUGGACAGGGUGCGUCCGUAUCAUUUCGGAAAGACGAGGAGUUCGAGCAGUACAGCGCUCAGAAGACCAUCAUUGGGGUUGGCGCUUCACCGACUUCAGGUGGGAUCGGGCAUGGUGCGUCCAUAACAGUUGGAAAGUCCGAGGUCUUCGAGCAGCACAGCGGGCAGAAGAACAUCAUUGGGAUGCCACCCAUCCCCACCGAGGCCAUCGAGCCGUACAGCCCUAUGCCUGACGUUGUCCUAAAGAAGGUAGGUGAACAAAAGUCAGCUCACUACAACGCCUACGGUGCUGACGCCGAGAUCGCUGCCGCUUCACAACGUCACCUCAUCUCCCGGAACCACAGCUCGACGAAUCCGGAUAUGCAAUUCCCGAAAGGGCAUUAUCACCGCCCCCGAUGCCCCGCCCACAGAGAAGAAGUGGACCUGAGGGGCACAACAACUUCGGCCAGUUCAAGGAGCAGAACCCCCACAGACUACGAGGUUGCUGAUUACAUGAUGGAGACGGCGAGGUUGGAUGAUGCUCGUAUCGAGCACAGAGCCGUCGAUGACACCCCCAGGAUCACCCCGUGCUGCCGGGAGCACGAGCUGCGGACGAAACUCCACUGUGAUGACGACCUCUCCGAAAAAGCUCAGAAAAUCACUGCAAGAGGCCGAGAGAUCCGGCUUGCCCAACCAAAGGAGAGGGCAGUCGAUGUACAACACCGCAGGUUUGGAAGCGUCUUCCAGCGUCUCGUCCACGGAUUUUGUGCAGGAGGUGAUGUCGAGGAGGGCUUCAACUUGGAUGGGGCUCCCAUAGAGCUGUGCCGAGACCAUUACAUCGACGGCGAACCCCUUGGCUGCGUACGCACGUCAGAGAGUCAUCUGGAGACGCACGAUGAACAUGCUGAAUAUGAUGAAGUGACGGUGGAAAGGGUGCAGCAACAGAAGGUAUUCGGCCAUUCCCAACUCUCCGGAACCUACACCUCCACGGUCGAGACACACCUCGGCGAGGAGAACAUCUACGAGGAGUUGAUCACUAUCAAAUCGUCCCGCCAAACAGAACUCCACGACCUCCCAGAAGACGUCUGCAGCCCCUCCCCCUCCCCCACCUCGGCCCCACCCCCGCGUGAUGUGCACCGGGCUCGCGAGGAGUUUGCCCAUCGACACGACUCGAGUGCUGAGCGAAAGUUUAAGGUAAGGCAACAAGUACGAAGACGAACCAGCCCCGAACCCACCGAAGAUGAACACCUUGACUGGGAGCUAAUCUACACGACGAACGCCAUCCGCCAGAUGAGCCGCAACAACAAGUGGAGGGAGAGCAUGCUCAACAAGGACAAAAUCCCGCCCGUCCCCAAGAAGACGAAGGAACUCCCCGCCGAUGUGCUGCCUAAGAAUUCGCCAUUUACAAGACCGGCGGAGAGCCCGAGCUCGGGGAGGAAGACGCCGACUUCGUGGACCAAGAAUGAGGGCUUCACGUUUUCGAUGGAAGAGGAGAGGAGCAAGAGAGCAGCGCCAGAAGCCUGGGAGCAUGAGCGUGUCGGGGUCAAGCAGGUGCCAACGAAUAUUGCACGAGGUCAUCAAAUCACGGUGCCGCGAGUGGCCCAACCCAAGGAGGUGGUGGAACCCCAGCCGGUAGAUCGACAACCCACUCACCAAGCCCCUGUUGCGCCUCGACGUGCCACGACGGAGGAAUCCUACCACUUCCAGGGUGUCAAGAAUUUACGCCAGCAGUUCUGCUCCCCAGAAGCCGCGCCAUGGCGUCGUACCCAGUCCGUUGGAAACGUGUACGAGGUGCCGAGGGCAAGGCUGGAGCACGGUGAUGAUCUGAGGACAAGACCUGGGCCUCUGAGACACAUCAGGACACGCCGAGGGUCGUCAGGAAGGAGGUCACCUCGCCGCUUCCUCGGAUUCAGGUCCAGGCCUCGGCCCGUUGAUUUGAGCCCGUUGACGGCUGAUGCUCAGCAGAGAUUCUACACCCUACGCUCACCAAGCCCACGAGCCCAAACGACACCAAGCCCACUGGCUAGAUCCGAGGCAGAGCUUCGAAUUGGUGGCGGCGCGCAACCAGGCCAACACUUCCACUCCAAGCCCCCAGAAAGCGACCAGCACGAGGUUCGACACCAGGAGCACCACCUGGAAAAAGAAAAUCACUACGAGGAGAUCGAACACGGUGAAGUAAUCACGAAGCCUGGAAGUGCAGCACCAAAAACCGGUGGAGCACACCAUGAUGAGCCUGCCAAGGAAAAUGGACAUCACCCGCAUGGGCCCGACUACUCACCGUACCCACAUCACUUUACGAACACACACCUA